Messenger RNA from Durusdinium trenchii, 4419 nucleotides. NCBI's taxonomy places the organism in Eukaryota, Dinophyceae, Suessiales, Symbiodiniaceae. The record is from the annotation of a GenBank genome assembly.
UCUGCCUUCAAUUCCUCUUGAAUUUGGAUGUGCGACGCCAGUCGAGUGUGAUUAUAGCAAAUCGGCUCGAAGGGUACGAGACUGCCUUGACGCGGAUCCUGCCAUGGACGGAAGGCACAGUGCUGGCAGUCAGGGCUCUCCCAGGGACUCGCAUUUUGCACCCAAUGAUUGGGUGUGGUCUCCUGAUGCCAGCUGUGGCUACCGCCGAUCAAGGGUCGUCAGCGUGGAUGAUGGCCGUGAUUCGCUCUAUGUGGACGACACGCGUGGAGGAGCGGCGCACGAGGUCCGGAAGAGCGAGCUGCGACCCUUCUACGACGUGGGGGAGACGCGGACCUUCCAGGAUAACACAGAGAUGGUGCACUUGGACGAUGCCAACAUUUUGGACAAUUUGCGCAAGAGGUAUGCCAAAGACGAGAUCUACACCUACACUGCCAAUGUCUUGCUUGCUGUGAACCCCUACAAGCCCCUCCCCCAUUUGUACACCAAGGAGGCCAUGGACAAGUAUUGGGGCAAGAAUCCUGGGACCUUGCCACCUCAUCCCUAUGCAAUCUCAGAUGUCGCCUACCGGCAGAUGCAGAGAGAUAAAAGAAACCAAGCUUUGGUGAUCAGCGGAGAGAGUGGAGCAGGGAAAACGGAGACCGCAAAGUUCACCAUGAAAUAUUUGACAACAAAAUCCAGGACUGAUGUCGCUCAAGGAAGCCGCAUUCAAGAAAAGAUUGUCAUGGCAAAUCCGAUCUUGGAGUCCUUUGGCAAUGCGACCACUGUGAUGAAUCUCAAUUCCUCCCGCUUUGGGAAGUACAAUGAGAUGAUGUUCAAUCCUGUAGGCUCUUUGGUCGGUGCAGGGAUCAAAACCUUCCUACUGGAGAGUUCCCGUGUUGUUGGCCAGCAGAAGGGUGAGAAGAACUAUCACGUCUUCUACGAACUCCUGUCUGGUAUGGAUGAGGAUGCUCUUUCAGAAUUGUGUCUGGAACGAGAUCGGAGCUACAAGUUGAUUCACUCGAAUGGGCCUCAACCAGCUGAGGAAUCUGCAGAUGCACGGCGGCUAGCCAAACAGUUUCAAGAACUCAAGGAGGCCUUGAGCCUUUUCCUUGACGAAGAACCUCAGAACAAUAUUUGGCAAGUGCUUGGUGCCUUGAUCCACCUUGGUGAGGUGGACUUUGUCGAGCUUGAAGCCGAGGAAGAAAAGGAUACAUUUUUGCAACCACCAGAGCCUUCUCCAAGCCACUGCGCCUCACCGAGCGCCAGUUCAGCUGCUGCCUCGGACCUUACAUCCAUCUCUCGAUCCCUUCCCACCACGCAAUCCGCCCAUGUGGAGAUUCAUCCAGACACUGAAGACUCACUGGAGAUGGCAUGCGGUUUGUUGGGAUUAGGUGCCAAGGCAGUUCGCAAAAUCUUGAAGUUCAAGGAGAUGCGCGUGAACCGUCAGGGGAGAAUCUCAGAGAUCAGAUGUCCUCGCACUUUGGCUCAAGCACGGCAAACCUUGCAUUGCAUCAUCAAGAUCCUCUACAAGCGCCUCUUUGACAAGAUCGUGGCCAGCAUCAAUCACGUGUCCAACGCCGGUGCAAAGUAUCAGGAGAACAAUUACCACAACAUUGGAACUCUCGACAUUUAUGGGUUUGAGCGUUUGGAGUCCAACAGCUUCGAACAACUUUGCAUCAAUUUGGCCAACGAGCGCCUGCAGCAGUUCUUCGUGGAGGAAGUCUUGGAAGCGGAGCAGCGGAUGUAUGCAGAGGAGAGGUUGAAUGUCCAGAUGAUGGAAUUGCCCGACUCCGCGCCCGUGGUCUCUGGGAUCCACUCAGUGCUGAAGCUCCUGGAUGAACACAGCUUACGUGCUGUGAAGAACUUGGUUCGCGAGGGAGGUGCUAAGGACUCCAAAUUUUGCGAACAAGUCUACAGAGAGCUGAUCGAUACAAAAGGACAACGGGCUAUCAUGGCCUUGAAGCUAAAAGCCAGUCGCACCGACCGUGGGCCCAGUUUGCAUGAUGGUUUCCAGAUUGCACACUACGCAGGUGCAGUAUCUUACAGCACCAAGGGCUGGAUUGACAAGAACAACGAUUCGCUGGUGCCUGAGAUUGAACAAGUGCUCAAUGAUGCAGAAAUUCCUUUGAUCCAAGAAAUGGCUGAUUUGAGCCGUGCUGCUUCUGGUGAACGCUUGUGCUCUGUGAGCAGCAUGUAUCUGAGCAAUCUCACCGAUUUGUUGGCGACCUUGAAGAAGUGCUCAGUCCACUACAUCCGCUGCUUCAACCCCAAUCAGGAGCGAAAGGCUGGAGUCUUCAACGCCAAGUAUGUGCUGGACCAAGUGAUCCAGUGUGGUACGGUCGAAUUGGUCAACAUCAUGCACCAUGGCUACCCUCAUCGAUGCAUCUUGAAAGAUCUCCGUGGUCGUUUCCAGAAGCUCUUGCCACCAGAGUUCGCGCACUACUCUGACAGGGACUUUAUGCAUGCGGUGAUGUUGGCCUGGGAGAUCGAUGAUCAUCAGUGGACCCUGGGCACCAGUCGUUUGUUUCUGAAAGCCGGGCAGCUUCGCGCCUUGGAGGAGCUCCGGGACAUUGGUGGCCAGGCCUCCCAAGGGGUCAUCAAGAAGAUCCGACGACAGUUUGCAAUGAAGAAAGCGCGGGCAUAUGCACAUGCCAUCGAGUUUGUGAAGUACUUACAGAUGGUCACCCUUGAAGGCAAACGAGAACGGACCUAUGCUGGAUUGCGCAGGGCCAUCCGCUUCAUGGUGCGAAUCAAUCGCUGGAAGAAUCGAGCUUUGAAGCGCGUGGCUCCAACGGCCGAAGUGAUUUUCACCCGAAAACUGGGAGUUCCCUUCGAGACCAUGACGUUGAGUUUGAGUGCUUCCCUUUUGCCAGAGAUGUUCGUGACCAUGGGGGCUCAAGACAUGCCCUUGAUCCAUUCACGUUCAAAGGUGCCAAAGGACAUGACAUCUGCAGAGUAUGACAUGCAGUGGCAGGCCGAGGCAAAGGAGAGCAUUCUUUACUUCAACGAAGGGGUGCUGAAGUGUGCCAAGUUGAUUGGAGGUGCCUUUGCAAAAGGCGCUCGCGGAAGCUCUGGAGCCAUUGGCGAUGUUCGGCUGGUGGAUUGCUGCAAAACUGGCCGUGCAUUCCCUGUUUCAUCAAGCCCAGAGUUGGACAAGAUCACGUGCAUUUGCCAGAAUCCUGAGAACAGUCAGGUGUUUGCCCACUGCGAGCGCUCCAACACGAUCUUGGUUUGGCACUGGAGGGGAACAAGCUCCAAUGUCGACGAGCCUGCCGUGGCUGUGUCCCACAAUUUCAAGCUUCCGUCGCUGUGGCAGGUUUUCCGGAUGUGCUUUCUUCCAAAGCCAGCCUCCAAGCAGGGAGAGCAUGUCAUCGCCUUCUUGGGCCGAAUGCAUGACUCCAACUGGCUGGCAGUGAGUGUCUACACCGUGUGGAGGGGACCCAAAGGCACAUGUGUGAAGCUAAAUCUCAUCAAGCAGGUUUACCCAGAUCUGUUUGACGAGGCUUUGCAGAUGGAGGGAGCUGUCAUCUCACACUUCGAGCUAUCCCAUUCCGGAAGAACACUGAUCCUUGCAGGUGACCGGCUUUUGCGGUUGUAUUCUGUCUCGUUUACAUCCUCAGGAGUGGAGCUUGAAGAUCUUGACCCUGCACAAGACUGUGAAGCUCACAUCUUGAAUCGAGACCCUCAUGGUACGGUGACCGCAGUUUGCCCUUUGCCUAUGGAACCUGGAUCUCGUGAAGGCUUUGUGGACUGGAUUUGGCUUGGUGUGAGCAGCGGAGACAUGUUUGGCAUUCUGUUGGAAGAGAACAGCAGUGGAGCCAUCUCAGUCGCUACCUCAUCAGGACGCUUCCGAAGGAACACCCAUUCACAUGGGGUACCCAUCCAAGCGAUUGUUGCAGUUCAUGAGCCCUCGGAGGGGGACUCUCGCAGCUUACAUCACGAUCUCACAAGGAGGAAGGCCCACAUCAACCCAAAUACGGUCAUGUCGAUCAGUGCUGAUGGAAAGCUAUUGCAAAGCGAGCGUCGAUCGCACCAGUGGGAGCCAGCGACUGAGUGGAAUGUGCCUUUGUCGUUGGACGCUCUUCGUCAUGGAUUUGCAGCUCGAUCUUCGGCAUUGGUGCCCCAAGUGCUUUUGCUUGCGGAUGAGGGUAGGCAAAUGCUCGUAGCUUAUGACCAGAGGCAGCCGAUCAAUUCGGGUGUCGUUAGCUGCUCUUUGGUGUGAUUGAUGGCGGUAGACCCCAUCUUUUGCCUGGUUUUUUUCAAUGUCGAUACUGGGGGGAGCUGAGCCAUAAAUCCAGCAUCAACUUUCUAAGCAGCACUUCCGGACUUAUUCAUCAAAAGCGCUCAAGAAAGACCUCCAGCUCAUCCGUUGAGCUAAUUCAUGAGUCAAAUCCUAAUUAAUCUGCGCAGAUCCACGCUUUGCCGACUCAAUUCAUGCAG